Molecule: messenger RNA, 4516 nt
Organism: Toxorhynchites rutilus septentrionalis
Lineage: Eukaryota; Metazoa; Arthropoda; Insecta; Diptera; Culicidae
Exons: 6
Coding region: 429-4004 (1191 amino acids)
Source: RefSeq, a predicted model, not a curated record
UGUAGACUUUUCAUGCCGUCUACUGAAAUCAUGAAACAUGUCGUACGAAGAGUGCUAGAAUAUAUUUUUGAAAACUGCACUGUAAUCGGUUACUGGGUGUAAAUUAUCAAAUCACUGCGUCAAAAUGUUUGUACAUUGAAGAAAAAGUUUUCAUUCAUGAACAAUUUGUUAUAUGUAUGAGGUCAAAAAUUUAAGCCCUAGUAAAAUGUGGACUAUCGGCAAUGGAAGUGAUAGAAGCACGCAUAAGCUGUGUUAUGAAAUUUUAUCCUUGCUUGUCCUUCCGUUGGUAUUUGUGUUAUUAUUGCUGUAUUGAACGAAUAGGUUGCACCAAAACAGGUCAUCUUGGAAAAGACAGUCGUUCUUGUUUGCGGUUGUUACAUAAAUAGUGCGUAAAAUUGUUGUAAGAAAGCGAUCCUGUUCUAUGAAGUAUGGACAAUGCCGAUGAAACGAAAAACCACGUGAAAAUGUCGUUAUCGUCAACGAUAUCUACAGACAGUGUGUCGCCUCGAAUUGCACGAAAGCAGAAACGACUUGGUCCAGCACCUAUUGCAUCGGUUGAGGAUACCAUGGCUGACGACAGAAAUAGAAUGGAAGCAACUGAUCAAUCCCAUAAAUCUCGUUGGCAUGGCACCAAGCAGUGUGAAUCUCCGAAUAAACAAUCACCUCCAAAUACGGCUGGCAACACAGAUGCAUUGGCACCCUCGACGCCCCGAAUAGAUAUAAGUAGAGCAUCGUCUCGUUCAUCUCAUCAUGAUAGUAGAGACAGCAGUCCGGAAAAUGUUUUUGAACAGGUCGGCACUGGUACUUUACAGGAUUCCGGCGUAUUAGGAUAUAGAGAGGAGGGUGCAAUGGAUUUACGUAGUUCUACUGAAGAAUUACAAUUUUUGGAACCUGGAAAGAGGAUCACAGAAAAAGAAAUGCCACAGGCACCGAGAUGUUCACCUGUCGUAUUGAAGCUUGACGAUCAACAACAAGUGUAUACCUACCACCAACGCAAAGAUUCCGCCAGUUCUGAGGUCGCUUCAUUUUUGUGUAUAUCCGGUCGAACAAGUCGUAUAUCUAGCGUUGGUAGCCAAGGGUCAGCGAACAGCAAGUUGUCAGCAAUAUCGGGAAUCUCUCGGUCACCAUCGCCUCACCGGAUGCUACUUGAAACAUCUUUUUGUGGCCCCAAACCAUUACAAGGAAUUACUGAUGGUAGUAUCCCAAGUAGCAUUGAACCGUCUACUGCUAAAAUGCUGGAACAAGUAAUUUUAUCCCGAAAAAGGGACCCUACAGAGGCGGUUUUGGCUGAGGGCGUAAAUGUAGACGUUGCGUUUUCUGUUAAUAAUGUAGCAAAAAGCAAUACUAUACAAGAAACUGAAAUAUAUAGACGAAAAUCAGAUAGCAAUGCCAAUAUUAGUCGAAAGGAAGAGAUGGUUGAACAAAUCCAGACUAGUAGGAGUAUUUCAAACAAACGAUAUUUUCCACCGAAAGAUUUAUGUAGGCCGAUAAUUGGAGUGAUGCCAAGUGGAACCGAAUACAUUCGGAUAAAACUGAAGCCAGAUCACUGCUACAGCGAUAAUGGAAUAGCUGAUAACGAAAGAAUAUUGGAUGAAGACCAGGGAAAACCAAAUUAUCUAAAACUGGAAAAUGCUUGCGAACGAGGAGUUCAACGCGAAGAACCUAGUGUAAGUCCAAAAUCAAUUCAUCAAGCUAAAAUAUUGCGCGAGAAUGGUAGUCGUUCUCCAUCACCCGCUAAUACUAUCCUUUCGAGAAAAAGUUCUCUCUGUUCUAUUUUGAAGUUGAGGGACUCAACCAGCCCAGAUUCACCUGGUACAGGACCCAUAAGAAAAAAGAGUGCCACUGUUACCAUGCAUGAAUUUAGGGGCAGAUCUCGCAGUAAAAGUAGAGAGAGGGAUCAUGUUUCAUUGAGUAAUACUCCAAACAAACAAAAAUCUGUAUUAGCAAUAUUUAAACCUAAGAAAAAUGGGGAAAAAUCGAAAUCACCGUCACCAGUCGAUUCAAAUCCACAUGGCCCAUUGCAUAACAUCUCCAACGUUGAGUUUAGAUUCAAUAACGAACAGCAGUCGUCCAUAAAUUCUCGACCUAACUUAAAGUAUUAUGAUACUCCAUUAGAUGGCAAAAGCAUUCAUAUUCCUCUGCAUACGCCACCAGAAGAAAAGCAAUUAAAGUCUGUUUUUGUUAAUUCAGCGCCCAAAUUGAUCUCUCAAUCAAAAGUUCCUGAGAAAGUGUCUCCUUCUACCCAAUCGAUGAAAUUGAUCAAUAAUUGCAUCGUCACAUUACAUAACAGACCAAACCCUAUGCCACCGCUCAAGUGUUAUCGUAUAGAAAAUGCCGAUGGAAGUAUUACAAUCCCGUUGAAAUCACCAAUAGAAGAAAAAGAACAGGAUAGCUUGUGGAGUAUGGAGGUACAGCGCAAUAGUUCGCAGGACAGUCAUGAUGCAAUCACAUCUUCAAUGAUCAUCCAAAACGGUAAUGUGAACAGUAUUACGGAUGCUGUUCCCAUGAAUACUAUGAAGAACGGCGUAGUUGCUCCGAACACAAGUGAUAAUGGCUCAAAUUCCUCCACAGUGUAUUCGAACACGAAUAAUGAAAUCGUUCCACAGUGUGUAAUAGCGAACAUGUCUGCGAAAGAAAAGAAAAGACUAUUAUUCUCGACAAAGAUGGGUAUUGGCAGUGAAGAACAAGUGUUUACCACCCAGUUCAGCAUCUCUAAAACAGAAAGCCAAUGUAGUCAGCUUUCAGAAACCAUGAUAAACGAACAGUGUAAUGUAGAUACUGCCGAUAUAAAAGAUCAAACGAAAUCUGAUGCAUCCCACAUAGUAUUCCGUAAUAAACAAAUUGAUACUAUCAGAAGACGGAACCAAAAAGAACGAUUCAGCCGAUCUGAUAGCACCUCAGGUGACGUCAUAGAUUCUUUUAGACAUUCACGUUAUAUAGGCGAUUCAGAACAAAUUAUCGGCAUUCAACAAAAAAUGGAAAUUAAAAAACAUAAAAAUGAACCAAAUACGUCAGUUAGCGAUGACUCUUCCGUAUCUCAGGAUACUAGCAGAGAUGAAUGUACCGUAAAAAUGUCAUCUGCUACUCCAAAUGUGCUAAAUAUUCCCGAACAAAGGUCAUCAGUAACUCACGACGAACAAGCUCUAUCCUCAGAGAGCGAAAAAGAUUCUGAAAUGGACUCAACUAUUACAUGUACAAAUGCGCACUCAAAUAUGUUAGUAAUCGAAGAUCACGAAAGUGCCGGGCUGGUUCUGCAAGAAUCGUUCGAUGAUGAGUUACCAUACAUUCCGACAACACUUCCAGAGGAACGAUCAGUGGGUGUGAAAUUAGUACCAAUGAAAGAACGAGCGCAAAUGGAAAUGAAAACUUGCCCUUUAGAGAGACCUAGAUCCACAACGCCGAUUCAUCCGGCCUCAUUGGAAAAUUUCUGCGGUAUCACAAACACAACCGAUGAUCCAGAGGGAACAUUGGUUCGUGGUGAAAAACUUAGAAUAAGUUUGCCUAAAAAGCAUGAUGUAGUAUUGGACAGACCACAAAAGAUACGAUCACCUCGGAAAACUUCAAUAUCAUCUGGUAAAAAUUGGUUUGAAUUUGGCGAACAAAGUAUGAGCUGUAAUAAUCAAACUGUGUCGAAUAGUAAUGAAGACGACACGGCAAAGGGUACACGGUGUAGUGCCGAAGAACCACCUCCAUUGCCACCUCGUAAAACCGCAACUAGCCAACAAUGGAUAGACUUUGAAAGUAUUCCAGAGAAAAGAAAAUUACCAAAACGAAUAACAAUACACCAUCAAAAGGAACAGUCAAUGGAAAAGUCCUCAGGAGUUCUCUACAACUAUGUAAAACCUGAAGAAUGUCAGUGUGAGUGCCAUGAAAUUGAACGUGAUAGCAGCAGACAGCCACUACUACAACAAGACGACACCAACAAGAGAUGUGAUGAUGUCGAGUCUAUUUCGUCAAAUCAAGAUCAAGGAGCAGGUUCGGGCGUUGGUCAUCGAGCUCUGUAAUGAAUCCGACAAUGAGUAUUCUAGAGAAGGAAGUUGUUCAUAUCUACAGACUACUUCAACAUACAUUUAAACAAACGCGGCUUUUUCUUCACCAUUGAGUCUCUAACAGUUGGUAUAUUGUUGUAUGUAUGCUAAUAUUAGCUAAAUAUUAGAAAUAUUAGCUCAAAGUAGUUCUUUAGAAUACAUUGAAUCUAUGUUUCCAAUCGACUGACGAAAUAAAUUUAAAUCAGCUCCAAUAAUGUAUGUUAUAAACACAUUUCAAGGCUUCUAUUUCCGUGUAACAAUAUGCAUGAUAGAUUAAAGAAUGAGUUAAAACAAUUCAAGCGAUGGAAGAGUAUAUUGCAAAUCGUAAUCGUAACGAAGUAAUGAUUAUGUAAUAUAUAGAUUUGGAAGCAAAUAUAAAAUUGUUUAUUUUGGCGGAAUCUUGUUCAGCUUUCAGCUUUGUUCAGUUUGUAUCAAAACAUCUUUCGUGGAUUUGUCGUUGAUAAAUAAACAUGUACCCUGUUACCCAA